Molecule: messenger RNA, 3783 nt
Organism: Ceutorhynchus assimilis (cabbage seed weevil)
Lineage: Eukaryota; Metazoa; Arthropoda; Insecta; Coleoptera; Curculionidae
Source: the annotation of a GenBank genome assembly
CAAAUUAGAAAAUUUUAAGCAAUUGUUGUAAAUGACACCAUAUUAUUUUCAACAUAUAAAGUGCGCUUUGAAAAAUUUAAAAUUGAUCUUGGUAUGCGAUGUGCAUGCACUGUGUGGAAACUAAAUAACGUUAAUGUGUGAUUCAAGACACCAUCAACAUGGACAACGGAAAUAUGUCGUCGGCGAAUGCCACCAAUUUCGAAAACAUUCCCCCAUUUUAUCUUGUUCAAAUCAUUCAAACCAUCCUGUUCUCACUGGUAUGUCUGGUAGGGAUAGCCGGAAAUACCUUGGUCAUCUACGUAGUAGUGCGCUAUUCCAAAAUGCAAACAGUCACUAAUAUGUACAUAGUGAACUUGGCUAUCGCAGACGAAUUCUUUUUGAUAGGAAUUCCAGUUCUAAUAGCCACGAUUCUACAUGGUCAUUGGGUGUUUGGCCACUAUGCUUGCAAAGCUUAUAUGAUUACUACCAGUAUAAAUCAGUUUACUAGCUCGAUUUUGCUAUGCAUUAUGAGCGCUGAUAGAUACAUAGCUGUAUGCCAUCCAAUAUCUUCACCAAGAUGGCGGACACCGUUCAUAUCCAAAAUAGUAUCAUGUUUCGCUUGGUGCUGCAGCAUUCUUCUUAUCGUCCCUAUCAUAGAACACGCACGGGAAAUUGUCGGAGAGAACAACAUGACAUCUUGCGUGAUUAUUUGGGGUGCAAUGGAAGACGAAAACUUUACUUUUUCCCUACCUACAGAACCGACCAUUUUCUUUCCAAACCACACUGCAAAUCUCGCUGCAAGUGCCAAUAUAACUGAUGAAUUCGAUUCUUCACCGGCAUUCAUUUUCACCAUUUAUACUUUCGUAUUCAGUUUUGCCAUACCCUUAACGCUCAUCUUGUUUUUCUAUUCGCAAGUGUUGAGGAAGCUCAAGACAGUUGGACCGAAGAAUAAGUCCAGAGAGAAGAAGAGGUCUCACAGGAAAGUAACCAAUUUGGUAUCGAGCGUGGUUUUGGUUUACAUUAUUUGUUGGGCACCUUAUUGGGUUACACAGCUGGCGAUCAGUAACUCCAAUCAUAAUGACACUUUGGAUAUAACGCUACAUCUACUGGCAUCCUGCCUUAGCUACUCGAACUCUGCAGUGAAUCCAAUACUCUACGCCUUUUUGAGCGACAACUUUAAGAAGAGCUUCUGGAAGGCUUGCACGUGCGCAGGAAAUAAGGACGUCAAUGCCACGUUGCAUUUGGAAAACAGCGUUUUUCCAAAGAAGUCGAAGCAAUCUUCGGAACGGCCGACUAGAAACACAUCCAUAUGUCCAAACCUAGAAGAUGAAGGCGAUGCUCCCUUGGUGAAAGGGGACCCGUCUACAUCGGCUACCGCUCUAACAAUGACAAGUCGCGUUAACAUCAACCUGGGGGAGAGCAGGGAAAAUGUAUCGAUAAAAAACGGGACAGCAGCCCAGUCUCAACCUACGAGCUUAUAAGCGACUUCAAGUGGGCUUAUUUUGAAAACGAGGACUGCUUUUUGUGAUUUCUAGAAAAUUGGUAUUGACACUAUUUAUUUUCAAGAGAUUUGAAACUCAAUGUGCAUUGAAAGCUGAAGUUGACUUCUUAACUUAAGUCAAUUCAAUUAGCAUUUACCAACGGCUGCUGAAUUGAGUGAAUUAUGUCAUUGAUUGAUAAAUAUAUUUUGUGGAGUUGAAUUUUUAUGGCAGCGGGUUACCAUAACGGGAAAAUUUAUUAUUGCAUGUUUCUUUGUGUUUUAAACGGAAAUUCGGCAUGACUAUUAAAUGAUAUCCAGAAUAUUUUGAUAUCAUCCUGUUAUUUGAUAGCAGCUUAGAUGCCUGACACUCAAGUUUCACUAUUUUUUUUUUGAGGCUUAUAAUUGACAUGAAAAAAUAAACCUAUCAAUUGGAAAAAAAUGUUUUAAUCCAAGGCCUAAACUGUUCGUUGGAGCAUAUAAAUUGGUAGACAAUUAUUUUUAAAAAUUUCAUAAGGCUAAAAAACAGGCAGAAUAUAAUCUGAUAAUGCCAUUUUUUGUUUUUGACAAAUAACUUUCUCAGUCAGGCAUAUGCUCGUUUUAAGCAUUAUUUAAAAAAAUGAUCUCCCAGCAGAAAAAGCUAUUUAUUAGCUGGAGACAAAUUGGUCAUUUUGCUUGAAAUAUCAGCUUUGUGGAUACAGGGUAUAAAUUAACUUAAAGAAAUAAAAAUGUUUUACUUCUUAUUUCCAUGAAAAUAUGAUAAAAGAACAACUGUACCUAUUUGAAAAAUCCGACAUAGAUUGGUCUAAUAAAUUAUACAAGAUGUUUUCAGAAAUCAAUGCAAAACUUGAAAAUGUGUUUAAAGGGGGUGUGCGCCAAAAAAACAACCUCAUUUCAAAAAAAAGAGAAAAAAAAUCUAAGAAUAACAGUGAAAUCCGCACCCCUCUAUGACAAAUAAUACCGCAGAUAUGGCUCUAUGAAGGUACCGCAUCUCACCCUAUGACGUCACGAAAGCUCAAGCGACGCACUAGAAAGUGGAGUUAAUUAAAUUUACAUAUGUUUUUCCUGUGUUACCUGUAAUAAUCUAAACAAAAACUACUCAGGCGUCCCGGGAACAAUCAAAUUAACAAUGCGGAGCGCGGCUGGACGAAGUUCUCGUGACGUCACAAGAGCGUCGUCCACACUUUAAAGCGGUAUAUCUCAGCGAUGGUUUAUCGUAGAAUAACGAGGUUUGAACAGUUAUUCUUAGAUUUUUUUACACUAAAACUUGAAUUUUUGGCGCACACCCCCUUUAAAUAUUUGCAAUUAUUUCGAAAAGAUAUUAUAUGGUAAUUUAUUGAUCAACAGAUUGUACCUACCUAUUUUGAUUUGUUGAGUUCAAAGGUUCAAAUAAUAUAUUAUGUACCUACAUGACAAAAAUAACUUAUUAACAAAAUUAGUGUUUCAUGUAAGAAAAAUAUCAUAUACUUAGAAAAAAUUGUAAAUAGUAUUGAAUGUCAUUAAUUCAACUUAAUGUCAUAGAUGAAAUUUUAAGUUUGUAUUUACAUUUUAUUUUUACACUUUUCUGUUGUGUUCUAUUAGUCUAGGAAAAUAGUCGAAAAAUACAUGUAUUGCAAAAAAAAAAUUCCUACCCAAAUGAACUUUUCAGGGAUGAUAGGAGGCGGGUGGGUGAUCAUAAAACCGAAAAUAUCAAACAUUCACCCCUCUGGCGUUUUGCGCUAUAGGGGUUGAAAGUGCGCCAUUGGCGAGUACUUGGUACCUAUUGAUUUUACAAAAAAAUGUUUCAAAUAAAAGAUGUGCAACAUUAUUUGAUCUACAAUGUUUAUCUAAAGAUUUUUUUGAUUAAGGGCCGUCUGUGGUCAUAAGGGCCGUUUAAAAUUUUAUAAUGAAAAUGAAAAAUUUUAACCAACGUGAAAAAUUUUUCUACAAUACAUACAACAUUUUUGCUUUAUGAAAUUUUUACUCACCCCCUGCCGUUUUUCAAUAGGGGUAGUUUAAAGUUUAUUUAUUUUUUCACAAAAAAAAAUUCCUUAUAAAAGUUUUAUAAGAUUACAUUUCCUACAAUUUUUUCCAAUCAACUUUUUUUGUAACUCACCCCCAUUCAGCGGGGGGACACUUCCCUUAGGGAAAUUUUAGUUUUUAGGGGUAUAUAUAUUUUUUUUUUCUUUUCUCGCCUUUAGUGCAUAUAAAAAGGUGCAAUUAAUAUUGUAUUAAAAGGAUUUUUUUUCCACCACCUUUUUGUUUUUAGGGGUAGUUCGCCUAUUUUCAACUUUACAAAAAAAAUUAAUAGAGAAAAGUUGCUCAAAAUAGUAAAAUGAACAAGUUUU